Molecule: messenger RNA, 2982 nt
Organism: Puntigrus tetrazona (Sumatra barb)
Lineage: Eukaryota; Metazoa; Chordata; Actinopteri; Cypriniformes; Cyprinidae
Gene: pms2
Product: PMS1 homolog 2, mismatch repair system component
Exons: 15
Coding region: 334-2877 (847 amino acids)
Biological process (GO): mismatch repair
Cellular component (GO): MutLalpha complex
Molecular function (GO): ATP binding; mismatched DNA binding; ATP hydrolysis activity
Source: RefSeq, a predicted model, not a curated record
UAAACCUUGUCUACACAGUUGAUCACAUGCUACGCAAAACACGUGGUGACCUGACGUUGUGCGUCACACCGCGGGAAACGUUCAUACAGCGGCAGAGACCUAUUCAAUGUACGCGUUUAUGGCAUGUGAACUAAUUAAAGUGUGUAGUUUAUCAAAACUUAUACCUUGUUGAAGCAUUGGUUUUUCACACCGAGCGAUGGAAACACAAUAAAUUCCCGCUCCUUGUUUGGCCUGAAUACCGCAGGGAGCAAAUGCUAUCAAAAGACCCACAAUGCAACACUUAAAGUAAUCUUUAGUGAGUGACACUAUAUAUUUAUUUUGCUGCAGGAAAAUAUGUCAGACUCGAGCACAGGUUCUGCUGGAGCUAUAAAGGCAAUAGACAAACAGUCCGUGCAUCAGAUUUGCUCUGGGCAGGUGGUGCUGAGUCUGGCCACAGCUGUGAAAGAGCUGGUGGAGAACAGCAUUGAUGCUGGUGCCACUAAUGUCGAUGUCAAGCUAAAAGACAAUGGAAUAGAGUUGGUGGAAGUUUCUGACAAUGGAAAAGGCGUUGAGGAGGAAAACUUUGAAGGACUAACUUUAAAACAUCACACCUCUAAGCUGAGAGAUUUUUCUGACUUGAUACAUGUGGAGACAUUUGGGUUUCGCGGUGAAGCUCUGAGCUCCCUUUGUGCUCUUAGUGAUCUUAAUGUUGUGACCUGCCAUGAGAGCGCCCAGAUCGGAGCUCGGCUGGUGUAUGACCAUGAUGGUCGCCUCUCUCAACGUGUGCCACAUCCCCGUCAGCAUGGCACUACUGUCACUCUGCAAAAGCUCUUCUCCACGUUGCCUGUUCGACACAAGGAGUUCCAGCGGAACAUCAAAAAGGAAUAUUCCAAGAUGAUUUUCGUCUUGCAGUCCUACUGCAUCAUCUCCACUGGUGUGCGUAUUACGUGCACCAACCAGAUGGGACAAGGCAAGCGCACUACAGUAUUAUGCACCAGUGGCAGUAACAGCAUGAGAGACAACAUUGGAGCUGUGUUUGGACCUAAACAGCUACAAAGUUUAAUUCCCUUCCAACAAAUAUCUCCCAAUGAAUCAACCAAGGAAGACUAUGGCCUCAGUGGGGUAGAUGUUCCUAAAGACCUUUUCAGCAUUGAUGGGUUUGUGUCACAAGCGGAUCAUGGUGUUGGUCGAAGUGCCACUGACAGACAGUUUUUCUUUAUCAAUAAAAGACCUUGUGAUCCAGUAAAGGUCUCCAAGCUUGUGAAUGAGGUUUAUCACAUGUAUAAUCGGCAUCAAUAUCCUUUUGUUGCUCUAAACAUUACUGUUGCUUCAGACUGUGUCGAUGUGAAUGUAACUCCAGACAAACGUCAGAUUCUUCUACAAGAGGAAAAACUCUUGCUGGCAAUUCUUAAAAGCUCACUCAUUGCUAUGUUUGAGACUGGUGUCAAUAAAAUCAGUCUCAGUCACAUUACUCCAACAAUUACCAACUUGGGCAGACCAAUCGAAAGAAGUGCUGGUUCAGAAGAUCAGGAUACACAUUCUGUCUCUGAAGCACUUACAGAUAAUGUACCCCCAAAGACGUCCUUCAAUCUUGCUGGACUUAAAGAAGCAUUUUCUAAACAUCAGCUUCCUGGAACUGGCUCAAAACAUCAUAAAGCUGCUUGUGCUGGUCCCUCUCAGAAGAAAAUGUUUUCCUUUGUGAGCUCUUCUAAAAAAAUGACAGACAUUAUAAAGUCCUCUACUAGUUUCUCUGCUGUUUCUUCCAUUAAAAAAUCAACUGUUUGUCUAGCUAAAUAUAAAAGCACCUUUGAUGGUGAUGCUGAAGAUUCUGGGGCAGCAAACCAAAACUCAGCUGAAGAUGAUGCAGAGAUUCUACAUGAAAAUAGUUCUGAGUCAGUUUUAUACCCUACUACACAUGAAACGGAUGUUAAAGCUGAAACUAUUGAUGAACCUGUAUGUGAGAAGUUCUGGAGUUCUACAACUUUGUUGCCGGAGAGAAAGUCAGAACUUUCUGAGGACAGAUUUUCCAGUCCUGAAGCUAAAAGAGCUCGACAUGAAGCUGAACCUCUAGCUGAAAGCUGUUUGGUGGAUUCCAAAAACAAGAACGCUUCUCUGCAAAUGGAUUCACCCACGAGCAUUAAGAAGAAAACAGCCCUUUUGCAGUUUUCUCUACAAGAACUUUCUAAAAAGAUGCAGAGGCUAAAGGCUCAGAAGACAGAGAACAAUGAUCAAGAGCCAAAAUAUAGACUGUUCAGGGCGAAGAUUAACCCUGGUGAAAACCAGAGUGCUGAGGAUGAGCUUAAGAAAGAAAUAAGCAAAGAUAUGUUCAAGGAUAUGGAAAUUAUCGGUCAGUUCAACCUGGGUUUUAUUAUCACCAAGCUAAAAUCCGAUCUUUUCAUAAUUGACCAGCAUGCCACAGACGAAAAGUACAAUUUUGAGAUGCUACAACAGAAUACGGUCUUAAAGGGACAGCGACUCAUUGUUCCACAACAUCUCCACCUUCCAGCAAUCAGUGAAACCGUGCUUAUGGAAAACCUUGAAAUCUUCAGAAAGAACGGUUUUGACUUCCUCAUUGAUGAGGAUGGUCAGGUUAUGCAGAGGGUAAAGCUGGUGUCUUUACCUACAAGCAAGAAUUGGACCUUUGGCCCAGGUGACAUUGAAGAGCUCAUCUUCAUGCUUAGCGACAGUCCUGGAGUCAUGUGUCGACCUUCUCGAGUUAGGCAGAUGUUUGCAUCUAGAGCAUGUCGCAAAUCGGUGAUGGUUGGCACUGCCCUGAACACCAGUGAAAUGAAAAAACUUGUGCUUCACAUGGGGGAAAUUGAACAGCCCUGGAAUUGUCCACACGGUAGACCAACCAUGAGACACCUUGCUAAUCUGAAUAUGGUUUCUCAGGACUGAAGCAGCUACUUGUUUUUGCUGAUUUUCCCAAUGUUAUAUUAACACUAUUGUUUUAAUAAAGUAUUUUAAUAAUUGUAUUUUUCAAAUAAAGUACAUUUUUCAUUA